AUGGAUGUCAUAUUUGGCAGAAAUAAGAAAGAACAUCCGGAGCCUGUGAAAGCCAAAGUGACAGGCAAGAUCCCAACGUGGCUGCGAGGGACGCUGCUCCGCAAUGGGCCGGGCAUGCACACGGUGGGGGAGACCAGAUACAACCACUGGUUUGACGGCCUGGCCUUGCUCCACAGCUUCACCAUCAGAGACGGUGAAGUCUAUUACAGGAGCAAAUACCUAAGGAGUGAUACCUACAAAGCCAAUAUAGAGGCAAACAGGAUUGUGGUGUCAGAGUUUGGAACAAUGGUCUAUUCAGACCCCAGAAAAAACAUAUUUACCAGAGCUUUCUCCUACCUGUCCCACAUCAUCCCAGAUUUCACAGACAACUGCCUGAUUAACAUCAUGAAGUGCGGGGAAGAAUUCUAUGCAAUCACAGAGACCAAUUACAUCAGGAAAAUCAACCCCCAGACUCUGGAAACUCUGGAAAAGGUUGAUUAUCGCAAAUGCGUGGGUAUAAAUGUGGCAACGUCGCAUCCUCAUUAUGAUUCUGCUGGAAAUGUUCUCAACAUAGGCACAUCCAUUAUGGACAAGGGGAAGACAAAAUAUGUGAUCUUUAAGAUCCCUGCCACAGUGCCAGGUAGGACGAAGGGGAAGAGCCCCUUGCAACACAUGGAGGUGCUCUGCUCCCUCACCUCCCGCUCUCUCCUCUCCCCGAGCUACUACCACAGCUUCGGGGUCACCGAGAACUACAUCAUUUUUCUCGAGCAGCCUUACAGGAUAGACAUUCUCAAGAUGGCCACUGCGUACAUCCAGGGAGUGAAUUGGGCAUCUUGUCUAACCUUCCACAAGCAGGACAAGACUUACAUUCACAUCAUCGAUCAAAGGACUGGGAAGCCCGUGCCCACCAAGUUUUACACGGACCCGAUGGUGGUCUUUCAUCACGUCAAUGCCUACGAAGAGGACGGCGGCCUUCUGUUUGACGUCAUUGCCUACGAGGACAACAGUCUGUACGACUAUUUCUACUUGGCCAACCUGAAACAAGACAUUAAAGGGCGCUCCGGGAACAACCCUGUCCCCGCCCUCAAGAGGUUCGCCGUGCCUCUCCGCACAGACCAGAAUGCAGAAGUGGGCUCAAAUUUAGUCCAACUGGCAUCUACCACAGCAAAAGCCCUGAAGGAAAAAGAUGACCAAGUCUACUGCCAGCCUGAGCUGCUUUUCAAAGGCUUAGAGCUGCCUCAGAUCAAUUACGCUCACAACGGGAAGCCAUAUCGAUAUGUCUUUGCUGUUGACGUUCAUACAAGUUCCAGCCCAACCAAGAUACUGAAGUAUGACCUUCUCACAAAGUCGAUAUUACAAUGGGAAGAGGACUACUGCUGGCUGUCCGAAUCCCUGUUUGUGCCCACGCCGGGUGCCACGGACGAGGACGACGGAAUUAUCUUAUCAGUCAUUAUCUCGUCCGAGCCCCAAAAGCCUCCUUUUCUGCUCAUUCUGGACGCCAGGAGUUUCACAGAACUGGCUCGCGCGUACAUUGAUGCGGACGUGCACCCGGAUCUCCACGGGUUAUUCGUCCCGGAUGUAGACUGA
Molossus molossus (Pallas's mastiff bat) is the source of this 1566-nucleotide messenger RNA. It is a transcript of the gene BCO1, whose product is annotated as beta-carotene oxygenase 1. The record is from RefSeq and is a predicted model, not a curated record. Lineage: Eukaryota; Metazoa; Chordata; Mammalia; Chiroptera; Molossidae. Gene Ontology annotation, biological process: retinal metabolic process; carotene catabolic process. The transcript is spliced from 11 exons. Bases 1 to 1566 code for a protein of 521 amino acids. Gene Ontology annotation, molecular function: carotenoid dioxygenase activity; beta-carotene 15,15'-dioxygenase activity.